Messenger RNA from Thalassophryne amazonica, 4280 nucleotides. It is a transcript of the gene pamr1, whose product is annotated as peptidase domain containing associated with muscle regeneration 1. Lineage: Eukaryota; Metazoa; Chordata; Actinopteri; Batrachoidiformes; Batrachoididae. Gene Ontology annotation, molecular function: serine-type endopeptidase activity. Gene Ontology annotation, biological process: proteolysis. Bases 157 to 3651 code for a protein of 1164 amino acids. The record is from RefSeq and is a predicted model, not a curated record. The transcript is spliced from 14 exons.
CUGGGCUGUAAUCUGAAGCCAAAAGUGAGAAGUGAGAGAAUGAGGAAGGGGGAGAGGAGAGAGAGAUGGAGGGAGGAAGGGAGGGAAGGAUUGAACGGGGCGAGAGAAGGUGAUGUCAGCUGAGUUCAGAAAGUAAACACAGUUCCAGACUGCAGCAUGCUGUCUGCGGGACUGCAGCUGGGGCAAAGCCUUGGGGGCACCCGCACGAUCGCCUGUACCCACAGCUUUAUCUCUGGAAAGGAGGGCUGGUUCCUCUUCAUCUCCCUUGUCAUCUUCGCCUCCCUGCCCCGAGGGACAGCCUGGCCGUAUGACUACAGGCAUUUGUACGGUCACUGUCCAGGUCCAGAGUGGAGCGUGAUGUGUAGGGGCUGCUGCGAAUACGACGUCAUCCGCUGCAAAUGCCCCCUUCAGGGGACGUCGGUCGGCUACGCUGUUCCCUGCUGUCGCAAUGCCAUCAAUGAGUGUGACCCCUGCAUUAUCCAUCCAGGCUGCAGCAUAUUUGAGAACUGUAAGCGAUGUAACAACGGCACAUGGGGCCCCAGAGAUGACUUUUUCAUUAGUGGAAAAUACUGCUCUGAGUGUCGGCCAGGCUGGUCCGGUGGUGACUGCAUGACAUGUGGGGAAGUAAUCCGUAAACGGCAAGGCCAUUUGGUGCUGGAGAGUUACCCCAACAAUGCUCGGUGUGAGUGGACCAUACAAGUGGACCGUCCAUUUACUGUUGAUCUCAGGUUCAUGAUGAUGAGUCUGGAGUUUCACCAGUCUUGUCGCUAUGAUUACGUGGAGGUCAGAGAUGGUGACAGCAUCAGGUCACGCGUUAUUGGUCGAUUCUGUGGCAACAACAGACCUGCGCCAAUUCAGAGCUCUGGAAACACCAUGCACAUACUCUUUGUGUCUGAUGGCUACAAGAAUUUUGAUGGCUUCUUUGCUACUUUCCAAGAGACCUCAGCUUGCAGCUCUUCUCCUUGCCUGCAUGAUGGGACUUGUAUCCUGGACACCUCCUACAGUUACCACUGUGCCUGUCUGGCUGGCUACACAGGCAAAAGGUGUGAAAAUGUGGUGGGAUGCCACAGGUCUCCAGUGCUGAUCCAUGGCUCCACAGAAGGUGUGUUUCAUCACUCUGGAGCACGCAUCACUUUCCGUUGUGAUCCUGGGUUUGAGCUGCAGGGAAGUCGUACUGCCAUCUGCCUCAGUGAUGGCACAUGGAGUGCACCAGCCCCUCAGUGUGUGUCAGUGGAAAGAUUCUGUUCUCUGCCACCCAAGCCAACACACGGGGACCACUUUCUGGUGUACGGACCCAAUGAUGUCCUCAUUGCUCUGCAGUAUCUGUGCUACCAACCCUUUGAACUCAGCGGAAUCUCCCAGAGAACGUGCCUCUCAAAUAACACGUGGAGCGGGAGUGCUCCUGUUUGCACCAAAGUGAAUAACACACUCAUGGAAGCCGAAAAGGACACAGGCAAAGAAACAGAUAAGUACAGCAGCAAAGACAUUGGCAAAACGACAGAGAAAGAUCAAGAGAAUACAACUGGAGAAAAGGAAAGUGUUCAAGAAAAAGAUACAAGCAUAGGAAACAAGAACACAACUGUAGUAGGAGGCGAUGAAUAUACCGGGAUAACUCCAGAGGGUGAGACGAGACUGGAGGAAAGUAAUGCUGAAAAAACCAGCGGGACUAGCAAAGAAACAACAGGUACUAAAGGUACAGACGACACCUUAAACACAGUUGAAACAAAAGAGCCAGAUUUAGUAAAGCUGCAAGAGAAAAAAGAAGACCGCUCAAACUCAGAAUCAGAGACCGGAAAGACGACAGACGUCACAGAAGUCGUGGUGAUAAAAGACAAAGGGCAAGAAGACAAGGAGCGCAAAGACAAGCAGGUAAAUGGAAAACAGGAUCCGGACAAAAUCGGACCCAACGACACCAAAGUGCGGAUAGUUAUAUCUGAGCGAGAGAACACGGUGGAGGCAUUUGAACCGGAAAUGACGCACAAUGACACUGUUACAUACGGUGACAAUGACAUCCAGGAGGACAACAACACUAUCGGUUCCCUGGAGACAGAGAAGAGAGUCAUUCCCUCAACAGUCAAUAUUACUCAGCACACUGUCGACAGAGCAGGAGGUAAACCAACUGAAGAAACAAAAAAGGACACAAUGGAAACAUCUGUUGAGAAAACAAAGGAGGAAGCAGAAAAAGAGCUGGAGGAGAAAAAAGAUGAAAAGAAGAAAGAAGGAAACCAGAGUAUCAUUGAGAAGAAUUGCCCACUAGUUCCUCGACUCUACCAUGGUUACCAUCAGCUGGUGCUGGGGAUGGAGCCUCGGACAGUUGAAUUUGUUUGUAAUCACUCCUACGCCCUCAGCGGUGAUGCACGCCGGACCUGCCAGCCAGACGGCAGCUGGAGUGGCAAACAACCCCUGUGUGUCAGAGCUUGCCGGGAGCCCAAAGUGUCAGAAUUGGUUCAACAGAGAGUUCUGCCACCUCAGUUCUCGUUCAGAAAGACACCAGUGCACAAAUUCUACUCCUCGGGUCUGGGUCGACAGCUCCAGUCUGAUGGUCCCACUAAAGGUCCAACAGUGCUUCCCCAGCUGCCCCAGGGCUUCCACCAUCUUUACUCACACAUAGAGUAUGAAUGUGCUUCUCCAUUCUACCAGCACUCCGGAAGUCCUCGAAGGACAUGUCUGAAGACUGGCAAGUGGAGUGGGCGUCACGUGUCCUGCUCACCAGUGUGUGGGAAGCAUCCAACCUUUGACCCAGAGAGGCACGCAGAGGCUGACUGGCCUUGGCUGGCAGCCAUCUACCGUCGAUCGGCCAAUGGAGCUGAGACCAAGGUGACCAAGGCAGACAGCCAGGCUGAAUCCCUGAAGAAGAAUGGCAGAGAGGGCACGGACAGCAACAACCAGGCUUCUGAUUGGCAGCUGGUGUGUAGUGGGGCCCUGGUGAACCAAAGAAGUGUCGUGGUUGCAGCCCACUGCGUGACAGAGCUAAGGAAAGUGUAUCCACUUACUUCUGCUAAGAUCAAGGUGGUGGUGGGGAAGCACUACCGUGAUGACCAGAGGGAAAAUAAAGCUCUUCAACACCUGAGGGUGGCCUCGAUUGUAGUUCAUCCCAACUAUGAUCCCAAUAUACUCGACUCAGACAUAGCUGUGAUCAAAUUACUGGACAAAGCACGGAUUGGGGAGAAAGUCCUACCCCUUUGUCUGUCAGAUAGCCAGGGAGAGGAAGGGACUUCUGGGCAAGGGCUUGUGACCGGUUGGUCUCCGCUGCCCGAUUCAGAUUUAGGGCCAGAUGAGAAGGCAAGGGUUGGGCUUGUUUACCUCGCUGACAUUGUUCCAUGUGAACAGCAGUAUGCUCGAAAUGGUGUGCCAGUCAGUGUCACAGACAACAUGCUCUGUGGCAGCCAAAAGCCUGAUUAUGGACCUGCCAGCAUAUGUCCCUCUGACACUGGGGGUAUCCUUGUCCUACCACCAACCUCUGUUUACCAAGAUACCAGCCAGCAACCGUCUCUCAGCCUCGCACAGGUGCAGGCAGAAAACAAAGGGCUGUGGAGACUUUUGGGACUGGUGAGCUUUGGCUAUGACCAAGGAGAGUGUGACCCUGAACUCUACACAGUCUACACACGUGUAGCAAACUUUAAAAACUGGAUUGAGAAUAACAUGAAAUAACAGUUCUGCUUUGUGUUUGUUCCUCCUUAUGCUUCUGUAAUAUUUGUCCAUUUUUCAGCCUCGACUACAUUUGUCCUCUGAAAUGUGUUUCUCUUUCCUGGUGUUGGUCUCACCACAAGGGCAUUUUCUAUCUCAGUGCAGAAGCAACACUGGACAGCACAAUGAUACAACUCAGUGGUUCUUAAUACUGUCCCUAGGGACCUGCGACAGUGCUUAUGUACUUUAAUUGGUUGCAGUGUUAGGCCAAUCAAGACUCUAGAGACACAAACUUUUGAUCAUCCAACCACACCAAAUCUGUAGUGGCUUUCAGUAGUCACACUAAAAUUUCCCAACCUCAAAAACUAUGAAAAAGUUCUUGAAAUGGAAGUUCACUCUGGUAAACUGAACCAAAGUCAGAGAGAAGCAGAUGCUCUGAUAGCAUUCAAUGCGUCUGACUACAUUUAAGCUCGCAUGGUCAAGUCAAUUAAUUAGUUAACAGCCACAUUGAUAGUUUUUCUGCAUGAUAAAGUUAUUUAUGGAAAAUAAUGCCAGUAAGUUCCCACUGAUUCCAGUUAGUGAUCUACAGCUGUUUUGCAUGAGCCACUUACCAGUAACUCAACCAUCACUUUGUGCUCAGCGACUGCAAGUGA